GAUAACGUGAGAGGACUGCAUCAUUUCUCUGACUCAUUGUGGUACAUGUAUGGUGCUCUAUUAACUCAAGGGGGUGAACAUAUGGCAGGUUCGUCCUCAGGUCGGACAUUAUUAAGCUCUUGGUGGAUAUUUUGCAUCAUAAUGAUGGCAACAUACAGCGGUAACCUUGUGGCCUUCCUAACUGUAACUAAAGAUAAACUGCCAUUCUCUGAUAUUGCUGGACUUGUGGAACUUGGUAGUUAUAAAUGGGGAACACAAGAGGGAACUGUCUUUGAAACGAUUUUCAAGGCUUCCACCCGACCAGAUUAUGUAAAGUUUUGGAAGGGAGUGGUUGACAACAAUAAAACGAACCCGAAUAUUCUGAGUGCAGACGGAGAUGUUCAAGUACGACUUGUAAUGGAGGGAGACUACGCAUAUGUAGGUGACAAAACUCACUUUGAAUUAACGAUGGCUACUAACUGUCAUCUGACAAUGGUGCUUUCAGAUAUUGUUUCAAUGCAAUACGCCAUAGCACUCCCUAAUAACUCUCCGUUCACCAAGAUUUUUUCUGAUGAAAUGACUGCCAUGUUCGGGAAUGGACUAUUUCAGAUGUGGAAGUUAAAACACUGGCCGAAACAUGGAAUGUGCCACGAUGAUGCACGGAAAGAAUCUACACCAAUAACUCUAAUAGAUAUACAUAGUUCGUUUUACGUCGUAGCGAUUGGUAUUUUCGUUGCCUUAAUUUUUCUCAUAUGUGAAUGUUUCAAAUGGAAACUCUAUAGCAAACAUAGCAGGAAAUUGCUGCAAGACCAAGUAAAAGAAACAGAACACGACAUUGAACUAGUAAAGACAAAAUCAGAUCUAGAGGACUCUAUGUUAUACUAGAUG
Molecule: messenger RNA, 867 nt
Organism: Mytilus trossulus (common blue mussel)
Lineage: Eukaryota; Metazoa; Mollusca; Bivalvia; Mytilida; Mytilidae
Product: glutamate receptor ionotropic, kainate 2-like
Exons: 4
Coding region: 46-864 (272 amino acids)
Cellular component (GO): membrane
Molecular function (GO): ligand-gated monoatomic ion channel activity
Source: RefSeq, a predicted model, not a curated record